This is a messenger RNA of Gigantopelta aegis, 1541 nucleotides long. Its product is annotated as torsin-1A-like. Gene Ontology annotation, molecular function: ATP binding; ATP hydrolysis activity. The record is from RefSeq and is a predicted model, not a curated record. NCBI's taxonomy places the organism in Eukaryota, Metazoa, Mollusca, Gastropoda, Neomphalida, Peltospiridae. The transcript has 2 exons. Bases 324 to 1394 code for a protein of 356 amino acids.
GCAGAGAUGCAUUUACUUGUAGAAUGCAGGAAAUUGCAUUUUAGGACAUCCAGUUUUUAACAUUUUACGGGGGAGCAUACUCCCGAAUCCCCUAGAAACUUUUAUUUGCUUUGCGUCCUCGACCUCAGUCAGCCCUCCCAAUGUCUACUUGCUUCCGCCGUGCCUGAAAUGUCCGUUAUAUCGAAUAUGAGCCAUGAAAGUUCCACUUUCUUCAAUUAAUACUUGGUAGGAGGGAUCGGAGCAUUCAUAUUUAUGGGUCAUAGUUUGAUCCAUAUAUUGCAUACAUACAUUACCAUAUACAUUAACAUUGUCGGCUAUGGGAUAUGUUUUGGUAUAGUACAACCUGCAAAUGUCGCAACAUCACAACUGUGGGAAUAUGUUCUACUUUCGUUUUCAGAAAUGCUCUGUCCCGCUCAGUCUAUCAGCGUUACUAUUGCUUCUUCAGAACUGUUACUGUAAUCUGUGCAAUCAAACAUCAAAGACUAUUGUUGGUGCUGUCCACAUUCCAUUGUUUCAAACAUUCCACGAUGAUAGAGAUAGUGAGCUUCGGAGUACUGCUCGCAGCCGCAUCCUAUUACAUACUCCGCGGUCCAGAUCUGUGCGAUACGUAUAGGAAAUUCGACAUUUAUCAGCUCAAGGGAAAAAUCCACUCUCAUGUCUACGGCCAGCAUAUUGCGUCUGACAUGGUCCCGCGUGAACUCAGCCGAUAUUUUGAAACGUACCACUUAUAUUAUCAGCCUCUUUUCCUAGCUUUCCACGGCGGAUUUGGUGUUGGAAAAAACUACAUGGCUGAAAUGAUUUUAGAUUUUUUUCCACAAAAGACAAAAAUCCUCUUUACAGCCGAAUUAGAUUUCCCGCACGAGCAUCUUGCUGGAAAAUACGCCAAAGAUGUGGAGCGGCGAAUCGCGUCGACAGUUUCCGAGUGUCACGUGAACGUCAUAAUUUUUGACGAAGUCGACCGAAUAUCCGACGUGGUUAUGGCAGGAGUCCAUUCUGCUCUAAAACGACUCCAGGAAAAGAAGAAAAUGCCAGUAAUUAUCUUACUAUUAAGCAACGGUAAUUCGCAGGAUAUAAAUAAUGUGGUGUUUACCAAUAAACUGCAGAGAGAAAGUUUAAAUCUUCAUAAUUUUGAAUUCAUACAAAAUGGCGAAAGGUGGUACUCUUCAGAGAAGUGGAUGAACACGAAAGUCGUGUUUGUGCCAUUUCUUCCACUAGAUAAAGGGCAUGUGACUCAAUGCAUAUGGGAUGAUUUGCGAUUAAAACGCAUAAAAUCUUCACCAAAAAUAAUAGAGGACGUUAUUGAAGAAUUAACAUUUCAUUCACAAAAUGGAUUUAGUUAUUCCGCGACUGGGUGCAAACGCGUUUCCGAGAAAGUGGAUUUGGUAACAUUGUAAGAUGAAUUUAACUUUGUAGCACUAUUAAUAAUUUAGGGUCCUUUAAACAUAUAGGCUCAGUUGUCAAAUCAUAGAUACGCUAUCCAUCUAAUAUUUUUUAAUGUUAUUAUUUCAGCAUAAAUGCAAAAUAAACUGCAUUUAACUGCG